Molecule: messenger RNA, 567 nt
Organism: Cornus florida
Lineage: Eukaryota; Viridiplantae; Streptophyta; Magnoliopsida; Cornales; Cornaceae
Exons: 1
Coding region: 1-567 (188 amino acids)
Molecular function (GO): nucleic acid binding
Source: RefSeq, a predicted model, not a curated record
AUGAUUGAGGAUCAUCCAAAGGAGUGGCAUCAUCUACUUUCUGAGGCCCUUUCGGCUUGCAGGAAUUCAAAAAGGUCAAGUACAGGCGUCAUACCAUAUAUGCUUACAUAUGGGCAUGAUGCCGUCCUUCCAAUGGAGAUGACUAUCAGAUCUACAAGGGUGGUUUUCCAAAAUAGGCUAACUCCAGCAGAUUACAACCAUGCCAUGUUGGCAAAAUUAGAAGAUCUUGAUGAAGUUUGUCUCAAUGCCUUAGACCAUAUUAUUGCUCAAAAGAAGAAAGUCAUGGGAGCAUACAACAAGAAGGUCAAGGCGAAGACAAUCGUUAAAGGAUACUUGGUAUGGCAAGUCAAGUUUCCACUAGGAGUCAGAACAUUGGAGUAUGGAAAAUGGACUCCUAAUUGGGAAGGUCCUUACUUGGUGAAACGAGUCCUUGGAAAAGGGGCUUAUAGAUUGAUGGAUAUAGAUGGAGGGUCUCAUAGGCAUCCUGUGAAUGGUGUGUACUUGAAAGACUACCACCCUUCCAUCUAUGAAGAUUGGAAAGCUACAUUCAUUCAACCAGCCACGUAG